AUGCAGGACAUGCAGCUCAAGCUGGUGCUGAUCCGGAGCGUCACCGAGGUCAGCCGGGCCGUGCGGGUGGCGGGGGGCUCCCGCGGCGUGGAGCUCUGCCGCAAACGGGAGCUGCUGGACACCUUGCUGGGCUUCGUGCAGGGGGAGCCCCGGGAUCGCCUGGCGUCCCCCGUGCGCCAGGAAGCGUUUGUGGCCGUGGGGCACUUGAGCAAACUGAAGCCAUCGCUGAGCCGGGAGGAAAACCGCGACCUCCUGGAUCAGUGUGUGCGGAGCGUGAUGCCCCUGCCUGCCCUGGAGCCGGCGGAAGAGGAGGGGGCAACAGUGGCAGACGCUCUGCACGUGCAGCACGCGCUGCGCUCUGCCCCUGCGGUCGAGCUGGGCGUCUCCGAGCGCGGCCCAACGCCCGUCCUUCUCCCCGCGCUCAGGGUCUGCACGCGCGGACCAUGGGGGCUCUCGGCGAGCUGGUGA
Messenger RNA from Dromaius novaehollandiae (emu), 468 nucleotides. RefSeq names its product maestro heat-like repeat-containing protein family member 2B. NCBI's taxonomy places the organism in Eukaryota, Metazoa, Chordata, Aves, Casuariiformes, Dromaiidae. Gene Ontology annotation, cellular component: cytoplasm. The record is from RefSeq and is a predicted model, not a curated record. The transcript has 4 exons. The coding region runs from base 1 to 468 and encodes 155 amino acids.